AUGUUUGAAUAUCUUUAAUAGUUACUUCACUAUUUUAAACAUUCGAAGUGCACACUCUAUGUUUGGAUUUAUUACCUUGCUUUUGCAAUUGGAGCAUACUAUCUUGUUUUGCUAGGUAUAUUUGUGCUUCAAUUUCUCAAUAAGCAUAUCAUCAGGAGAAGAUUAGACUUACUAAAAAGAUAUGGAUCUAACUCAUGGGCACUGGUGACUGGUGCUUCUGAUGGAUUUGGAGCUGAGUACUGCAGAUAACUCGCAAAAGAUGGCUUUAAUAUUGUGCUUGUUUCAAGAACGAUGAGCAAGCUUCAAGCAGUAGAGUAGGAGUUGAAGAAAAUCAAUCCAAAGAUUUAAACUAAGAUCGUCUAAGCUGAUUUUACAGGCAAUGCUAAUGUCCAAUUCUAUCAAAACAUUUUUGAUCAAGUCAAUAAUCUAGACAUUUCUAUUCUUGUCAACAAUGCAGGAAUUAUGUUAAAUGGAAGAGUUGAUCUUAUCAAGCCAAAAGCUCUCACAGAUACUAUUGACGUAAAUGUAGUUUAAGUAUGCAUGAUGACGUCUGUCUUUUUACCAAAAUUGCUAGCAAGAAAACCCAGAAGUGCAAUAAUUAACGUGUCAAGCAUGAUUGGAUUCACAGAAGCUUACGCUGGAGAUGCAGUUUACUGUGCCUCUAAAGCUUAUGUUAACUUCUUUACAUAUGCUUUUGCUGAAGAAGUAAAAGAUAGAAUUGAUAUUUAACUCUUCACCCCAGGAAUGGGCGCUACAAACCUUUGGGGUAAUGCAUCUAAGUCAAAUCUCCUGGGUAUUUCAGCUAAUUCAGUUGUUUAUGGUAGUCUUAGAGAUCUUGGAAGAGAAGUUAACACAAGUGGUCAUUGGAACCACGAGGUUCAAAGUCCAGCAAUGAAGCCACUGUCAUAAUCCUCGAUCUUUUAAUAUUUCGCUAAUAAGAUCUAUGGUAUAUCAAUGCUUGAAAAAUGA
Stylonychia lemnae is the source of this 969-nucleotide messenger RNA. Lineage: Eukaryota; Ciliophora; Spirotrichea; Sporadotrichida; Oxytrichidae. The record is from the annotation of a GenBank genome assembly.